Molecule: messenger RNA, 817 nt
Organism: Dendrobium catenatum
Lineage: Eukaryota; Viridiplantae; Streptophyta; Magnoliopsida; Asparagales; Orchidaceae
Product: chloroplastic import inner membrane translocase subunit TIM22-2
Exons: 5
Coding region: 81-668 (195 amino acids)
Biological process (GO): protein targeting to chloroplast; protein insertion into mitochondrial inner membrane
Cellular component (GO): chloroplast envelope; TIM22 mitochondrial import inner membrane insertion complex
Molecular function (GO): transmembrane protein transporter activity
Source: RefSeq, a predicted model, not a curated record
GGAUAACUUACCGAUCAGCAGUAGAAGGUGGGCUUCGAAGCAAUUGGGGAUAGAGAAAGCGAAGGAGCGAGAAGGCGGAGAUGGCGAUGGCGGCGAACCCAAACCCUGAAUUGGAGUCUGACAUCGAAGAGGGAAAUGGAAAGCCUAACCCUAACGUUGCUCCGGCUGCCCCUCUCGUUUGCCUCCUGAGGUUUGCGGGUGACUCCGCUGCCGGGGCUUUGAUGGGUUCUAUCUUUGGCUACGGUACAGGCCUGGUUAAGAAGAAAGGUUUUAAGGGAUCUUUUGCUGAAGCAGGAGCUUCUGCUAAGACAUUUGCAGUUUUAUCUGGAGUUCAUAGUCUUGUUAUUUGCUUCCUCAAGAGAAUGCGAGGAAAAGAUGAUGUCAUUAAUGCUGGUGUGGCAGGCUGUUGCACUGGCCUUGCUUUGAGUUUUCCAGGUGCACCGCAAGCUCUCCUGCAGAGCUGCCUCACAUUUGGAGCAUUCUCCUGCAUUAUGGAAGGCCUCAACAAGCAACAGCCAGCAUUAGCUCUCCCCUCUUCUGCAUACAAGGAGAAUACCAAUGGCCCUCUGAAUGUUCUUCCUCCCUUCACUCUCCCCCUUCCAGUGGUUGAAGGCUUCUCUUCAUUCUGCAAAUCUCUACCCAGAUCCAGGUUUUCUUCCUUUCCUUGAUUCCCAAUGUACCAAAAUUUUUUAUUAUGAAUUUUUUGUGAAGGUGCAGAGGAAAUAAUUAAAAUUUUAUUCUUGUUUUGUGCCUUCCAUAGUCCUCAUGCUUGUGUUGUAGCUUUGGUAAAAAAAAAUAAAUUUGUUUGAAGUUUUUU